Parastagonospora nodorum SN15 is the source of this 486-nucleotide messenger RNA. RefSeq lists its product as hypothetical. The coding region runs from base 1 to 486 and encodes 161 amino acids. The transcript has 2 exons. Lineage: Eukaryota; Fungi; Ascomycota; Dothideomycetes; Pleosporales; Phaeosphaeriaceae. The record is from RefSeq and is a predicted model, not a curated record.
AUGACCUCCCCAAUCCCCCUGGCCAAAUCAAUCCUCCAACUGACUCUCACCUCCGCCCUAUCUGGCUACGGCCUCUUCCUCUCCUACCAAAACAUAACGCGCCUCCAACAAUACGAGCAACAAAGCGAAAAGGCCGCAGAAUGGAGUAACACCGCUGCAGAGCGUCUGCACAAGACUCGCACGACACAAACGAGUGGGACGAUCAGUUUAAUUGUAUCCUUCCUAACCCCCAUCAUCGCUCUCUCGACAUCAAACUCAACAUACUUGGUCUCGGCGGCGGCGGCGAAUACAGCAGUCCUCAUGUUUUCGCGUCAGCACAUGGCGAAUUUCUGGAACGAGAAGGAACAAACGCGCAUCCCGUUUGUUCAGAAGUUCAAUGACGCGGUGAGGGGAAGCGAGCAGGUCGUUCAGAUACUCGGGCUUUUGGGUGCGAGCUGGGCGGUUACGGCUGUGGGGUGGGGAGUCAUGGGGCAAGGGUGGUUGUGA